AUGGUUAGAACUAGAGGUGACGGUUCUACAAGUGGUCCCUCAUCACGCGUUCCACCAAUUGCAUCCGCUCAAAGAGCAGGUGUGGUUGCUCAUGUUGAGCAUUCACCACCGCACCGACCACCAAAUCAUACUUAUUCAAGAAUAGUUAGGAGGGCAAGGAGCAACAGGCGACGAACUCAUAAAUAUCUCAACUCCACAACUGCAAUACAAAUGCUUUCAAGAGACUUGUUAGUGGAGGUGAUUGCAACUGUAGCCUCACAUUCCUUCAUUGACCUUCACAUCGUUAAAAUGUGUUGCAAAGAUUUUCUUAAUGCUGCUGAAGAUAGCUAUGUUUGGCGAAGAGUUUCUUUGGACAUGUUCCCAUUAAUCCAGUGGCGUCCUAAUGAAAAAGUAACAUCAUUCUUGAACCUUUGUAUGGAAUGUGGAAACAUUGAGAGCUUGUACAGAGAAGGGUUGCGAAAAUAUUUUGAUUAUCCAAAUGGAAAGAUUGAUGAUGGUCUUGAGAUCUUGAAGGUAGCUGCUCAAAAGGGUCAUAAGGAAGCAAAAUAUUUGUGUGGUAUGAUUUCAUUAUGCUCUGAAGAUGAUGUGUUGCGAAAACAAGGGUUUGAGUAUAUGCGUUGCUUGAGGAAGUCUAAGUGUGUUGUGGGCUCUAGAAAGAAAGUCAAACAAUUAUUGACCUCUAUCUGGAAAAAUAAUGGAAUUCAGAGACGCAACCAGAACCCUCUAUGUAACAUCAAGAGCACAUGCAAAGGGUGGAAUGUGAAAAAGGGUAGAUGGGUAUUUCUAGAUAAUGAUGAUGACGACGGCAACGACAUUAGCUCAUGUGAAUAUUGUAGAUGGGAUCACGAGCUGGAGUUAUUUUAUCAAUUUCUCAAUGUUCAUUAG
Molecule: messenger RNA, 885 nt
Organism: Lotus japonicus
Lineage: Eukaryota; Viridiplantae; Streptophyta; Magnoliopsida; Fabales; Fabaceae
Exons: 1
Coding region: 1-885 (294 amino acids)
Molecular function (GO): protein binding
Source: RefSeq, a predicted model, not a curated record